Molecule: messenger RNA, 2909 nt
Organism: Anarrhichthys ocellatus (wolf-eel)
Lineage: Eukaryota; Metazoa; Chordata; Actinopteri; Perciformes; Anarhichadidae
Gene: treh
Product: trehalase (brush-border membrane glycoprotein)
Exons: 15
Coding region: 95-1819 (574 amino acids)
Biological process (GO): trehalose catabolic process
Molecular function (GO): alpha,alpha-trehalase activity
Source: RefSeq, a predicted model, not a curated record
CAGAUGUAAUGUCUUCUUAUAAACCCUGACCUGGAGGAAGUCCUCAGACCGCAGGCUUUCCUGUACUCUGGUGUCGCACAGACUGCAGCUCAAGAUGCACAUGUUGGUGGUAUUCAGCGUUUCAUCAGUGGCUCUUUUCGCCUGUGUAAAUGGCGCUUUCCCACCACCAUGUGACAGUGAAAUAUACUGCGCUGGGCCCAUCUUGCAUCAGGUACAGAAAGCGAAACUCUUUGAUGACAAGUACUUUGUUGACAUGAAGCUGAGGGAAGCUCCUGGUAAAUGUUGUUCUUCUGCUUUUCGCAACCUUUCAAAUGAAUCUCCGAACAUCACUGUCCCGCCUGCGAAACUGGAGGAGUUCCUACGUGCGUACUUUGAGAAACCAGGGACAGAGUUUGAGUCAUGGACACCACCCGACUGGCAUAACAAACCAAAGUUCCUGGGAGGAAUAGCAGACCAAGAACUACGUAACUGGGCUGAAAAGAUACAUUUUCUUUGGAAGUCGCUCGGCAGAAAGGUGAUGAGCGAUGUUAAAGAUCACCCAGAGCUCUACUCGCAGAUAUACACCCCACAUCCCGCUGUAGUGCCAGGGGGGCGCUUCAGGGAACUCUACUAUUGGGACUCCUACUGGGUCAUCAACGGGCUCCUGCUGUCAGAGAUGACAGACACGGCCCACAGGAUGAUUCAAAACUUCCUCUACCUCGUCAACAGAUAUGGCUUCAUUCCAAAUGGUGGGCGGAAUUAUUAUGAAAGGUGCAGUCAGCCUCCAUUCCUCACUCUAAUGGUGGAGAGCUACUAUCAAGCAACCAAGGAUAAAGAGUUCCUCAGAGCAGCUUUACCAGCUCUGGAGCAGGAGUACCGAUUUUGGAUGCACAACCGCUCUGUGACUGUGAAAGUAAAUGGAACGGAGCAUCUACUGAACCGGUAUCAUGUGCAGGUGGGCUUGCCCAGGCCUGAAUCCUACACAGAUGAUCUGGAAUUAGCUGAAGGACUCACAGAGGUCGGUAAGGAGCAGCUGUGGAUAGAUCUAAAAGCAGGUGCAGAGUUUGGCUGGGACUUCACAUUCCGCUGGUACAUGUACGGCACCGGCAGCCUCGGGAAGACCAGCACUAGUCAGGUCCUGCCCACUGACCUCAACGUUCUUCUGUGCCUCAAUGAGAGGACUCUUGCUUCAUUUCACUGGGUGAGUGAUGGUGACUCAGCUGCACUGUAUGACCACAACGCAGUCCGCAGACUGGAGGCGAUAGAGUCUGUGCUGUGGGAUGCUGAGAGGGGAGCCUGGUUUGACUUCAACCUGAUGACGCACUCCAAAAACUUUGAGUUUUACCCCUCCAACCUGGCACCUGUUUGGGCACGGUGCUAUUCUCCGGCUGAGAUGGGAGAGAAGGCAGUAGAGUAUCUGAAGGAGAGCGGUGCUCUCCAGUUCCCCAAUGGAGUUCCAACGUCACUGAGAGAGUCUGGGCAGCAGUGGGACUAUCCUAACGCAUGGCCUCCUCUGCAACACAUGCUCAUUGAUGGUUUAUCCAAACUGCCCCCAGAGAAUGCUAAACAACUAGCAUUUGAUUUGGCCCAGCGUUGGAUCAAGACAAACUGGUUGGCAUACAUGAAGUAUGACGCCAUGUUUGAAAAGUAUGAUGUGAACGGCGAUGGCAAACCUGGUUGUGGAGGAGAAUAUGAAGUUCGGCUGGGUUUUGGCUGGACCAAUGACGUGGCCCUGCAGCUCCUGGACCAGUGUGGGGCGACUCCCACCUCAGGAAGCAGACGAAUGUCUUCUGGCCUCCUGCUGCCUCUGGUCAUCUCGGUUGCUCUCAUGCUCCAGUGAUUCAGAGGUGCCAAAAAAAGCCGGAUUUUAUUAUUUCUGGUUUCACUGCACUGCAUCACUCCUUUCCACUGGCAGACUUCAAACACACACAAGUGGACAUGAAAAAUCGGACUAAACUUUGCAUAUUUUUAACAAGUUCUGAUAUUUUUCUAAAUCACAUUUGAUCAGGAUCACUUAUGUUUUUGGAGGAAACAGGAUACGAUUUAUCACCAACUAAGAAUUCCUUUGAUGAAUAUUUUAGUAUUUAUCCUCGAAGGUAAAUGAUCUGUGGCGAUAUCAGAAGAUGCAGAUCAUGUUGGCACUUCUGGUGUCUCUCCAGUAAUACAGGCUGUUGGUGCUUGCUGUGCUCGGAUCACAACAUUUACUCAUCCCAGAUAUUGAACUGACCUUAUUCAACUAAAUCAAUUAUGUGUAUUGCUAAACUGCAGUUUAACUCAGAACUUCUAUUUGCAGGCCAUCUAAAGUUGGAAUGUAUUGAUGUUGAAAACACAGCAGUUGUUAUUAUAUUGGACUCAAGACAGCAGCCGUAGCCUGAGGCGUUAUUUUUAUGGGUUGUACGUCCGUUUAGUCCAUUCGGCAACAGCUUGAGAGAAUCGGGACCUUGGGAAUUAUCAAAAGGUUGAACUGAUUAGAAAUUGGUUUGUCAAAGGUCACUGUGACCUCACAAAACAUUUUUUUUUUUUUGCCAUAACUCAAGAAUUAAUUUGCUAAGUAUGACAAUGUCACACAAAGGAUAAAAUGAUGAGCUGAUGACAUUUAAGACAUUCAUGGAUGUAAACUGCAACGUGACUGGUUGGCUACAACCGCAAUGCAGUAAUUCUAGUUCAAAGGUACAUAGUGCAGGUUUGGUGCAAGACACAACACUGAUAACAUUGAAAAAUUCAUUGCAUCCUAGCUUGUUAAUGGUAAACAGUAGCAGGAGGAUGUUUGUUUUGCAUUAUUAAUGUAAUACAGCUGUAACAUGAUGGAAAGAGAGUAAACAAUAAACAGUGAAGCCGUUAUCAUUGAGAUAAAAUCACAUUGGAUUACUUCUAUGCAUUGUUUUCCUGUGAAUCCCUGGUGCAUGUGAAAGUAAUUUGAAUCAAGCACG